UCCCCGUAUCAUGUGAUCUGGGACAACCACUCACUUCCUGUUCGUUCCGGACUCCAGCUGCAGACACAAGCCCGUCUCAGCAGCUCUGACAGGAACAGCCGCGAGCACAUGAGCAGCCUUGUUGUCAGCAGGAGGCCGAAAUCAGAGAACGAUGGAGAGCGGAGUCUCAUUAUGGACUCAGCCACCAGUGGGGAUCAUCUCUUGGACCAACAUGCAUCCACACCGGGGUUCGUCUACGUGUUGGCCUUCUUCUCUGCCCUGGGAGGAUUCCUCUUUGGGUACGACACCGGGGUGGUUUCUGGGGCCAUGCUGCUCCUGAAGAAGGAGAUGAACCUGAGCGCCCUCUGGCAGGAGUUGCUGAUUUCCAGUACCGUGGGGGCCGCAGCAGUGUCCGCCCUAUGCGGUGGCUCCCUGAACGGCUGGCUGGGGCGCAAGGUUUGCAUCCUGGUGUCCAGUUUCAUCUUCACCAUCGGCGGCCUCAUCUUGAGCUUGGCCCCAGACAAGGUGGUCCUGCUUGUGGGCAGAAUCACUGUUGGUUUGGGCAUAGGUAUUGCUUCAAUGACAGUUCCUGUGUACAUAGCUGAAGUUUCCCCUCCACACCUGAGGGGUCAGCUCGUCACCAUCAACUCCCUCUUCAUCACUGGUGGCCAGUUCAUUGCCAGUGUGGUGGAUGGAGCUUUCAGCUACCUGAGCCAUGAUGGCUGGAGGUACAUGUUGGGUCUGUCCAUUGUUCCAGCAGUGCUGCAGUUCGUCGGCUUCUUCUUCCUCCCAGAGAGCCCUCGAUGGCUUCUCCAAAAGGGCCGGAGCCAGGAGGCUCUUCAAGCUCUGAGUAAGAUAAGAGGAGGCCAGGACGUUGAGGAAGAGUACAACACCAUCAGAAGCAGCAUCGAGGAAGAGGAGAAAGAGGCGGGUGGAGGAGGUCUUGUUAUUUUGCGGAUCCUUAGCCACGGUCCGACUCGCAGGGCUCUCUUCGUUGGCUGUGGCCUCCAGAUGUUUCAGCAGCUGUCUGGGAUUAACACUGUCAUGUACUAUAGUGCAACCAUUCUGCAGAUGGGGGGGGUGCGGGACGAUAAACAGGCGAUCUGGUUAGCUGCUGCAACGUCUGCUACCAACUUCGUGUUCACACUGCUUGGAGUCUGGCUUGUAGAGCGAGUGGGACGCCGGAAGCUGACCCUGGGCAGUCUUUUAGGUACUUGUCUGAGUCUCACUGUGUUGGCAGCUGGGUUCUUGCUAUCUGCCCAGAACUCCCCGCCCGUCACCUUGCACCCAGCUGAAGCUCAGAACUCCACCUGCAGACAAUAUGGGUUCUGUGAAUUCUGCAUGUUGGAUCCCAACUGUGGAUUUUGUUACCGUGAAAAUGGAACCGGCGUGUACAACUCCUCCUGCAUUCCUGUCAACCAAGCAUCCACAGAUCAUGCAGCGUGGGGAAGGUGUUCCAACCAGACGGGGGCAAAUGACAGCUCAGUAUGGGCGUACAACUACUGUCCCACAUCCUACUCCUGGAUCGUCCUGUUGGGGCUCAUUCUCUACCUUGCGUUCUUUGCACCAGGUAUGGGCCCGAUGCCUUGGACAGUGAACUCUGAGAUCUACCCACUGUGGGCCCGCAGCACCGGGAAUGCCUGUUCAGCCGGGGUCAACUGGAUCUUUAACGUACUGGUGUCUCUGACCUUCCUUCAUGUCGCUCAGUUUCUAACCUAUUAUGGGGCAUUCUUUCUGUACGCAGGCCUGGUGGUGCUGGGGCUCCUCUUCGUCCAGGGCUGCCUCCCGGAGACCCAGGGCCGGCAGCUGGAGGACAUCGAGAACCUAUUCACCGGUCCGCUCUGCUCCUGUGGAGCCUCCUCACACAGCGGCAGUCGCGACGUCCAGUACAUCCGGGUAAAAGGCAGCAACGUCCUCUCUGACAAUGAUGUCUCAGAUGUAGAGUAGACUGGGAAGACUGUCCUCUCUGGCUUUGGGUGUUCCUGUCUUGGAAAGACUGCUCAUGUGGGGAUGGGAGGAAAGGUAACUUUGCUCUCUGGUGGCUGCAAUCAACCCUAAGCCAGAACAAAGGCUUGAACUCUCAAAUGGAUGACCAUAUCUGGUACUUUUCUUUUCUCUGGAGACUCAUAAGUUGCCUCUGUUGUUUCUUUCAGAGUUUUUCUGUGGUUCAUUCUCCUCAUUUCCCAUCGUCUCCUCUGUCAUCAUUAAGAGUAAAACUGAAGUAAGGUUCAUAUGAGAUAAUUAUUAUCCCAGGAAAGUUACAGUUACAAUUCAGACUAUAGGAUUUGGACACAGAGAUUUAAUGCAUUUGUUUGAAUACGAGCACACAGACCUAUUCAUUAUUCACAUUUUGAUUCUGAAUGUCCUGAAGCACAAAGGCUGAACAACAAAAAUAUGUAACUGUCCAAAUACUUAAGUCUGGAUUUGUGUUUAAGAAUUUGGAGAAUGAUUUUAGUUUUUCCAGCAAGUAGCAUUUUCUUUUCUUCAGUCUGUUCAGAAACCAAAUGACCUGGUUGCUGACUCACCUUUUCCUCAGCCUUUCCUUAUGUCAAGACAAUCUAACUUCCAGAUGAAGAACACUUUACAUGAUUUCAGUCAGAUCAUCCGUCUUUUGAAAGCACCAGCAUACCAGCAAUGAUGAAUACCAGCCUCAUAAUCUGUAGUUUUAGAUUCAUAAAAUAUUAUACCUUCUGAAACACUUUAUAUCUUAUUUGUUGAAAUCCUCUUCAUAUUCCGAUAACCAUUGAUUAAUAAAGUUGUCUAAAAAGAAAAAAGUCCUUGUUCCUCACAGGACUGUGAGAAACACAACCAAUUAUUUCAUUCAGACCAAAUUAGAUGAUUUGCUGGCGUACCUAUCAUUUCUAUAAUUGCAGAACUAUUUCCAAACACAAUUAUGUGCUGAUGUAAAGCUUUGCUGGUGUGACUGAAUCAGGUGAUUGGUGGUUGCUAAUGGUGUAUACACAGUGUGAGAGUUUGCACUUUAUGAACCAAAAAGGUGUGUUUUUACAUUUUUUUUUAAUAUAUUUUUGUAUGUCAGAAUAUAAGAAUGAGUUGCCUAAAUCUUCGAUUUUCUAGCAAGGUUCGGAAAGCAGCUCUGCACAGUAUGGAGCAGUGGGGUCAGACAGUGCCAUAGCCUAUAUAACUGUGAGUACUGCAUCAAGGUGCUGAGCGCACAAAGAACUUUGCUGCUACGCCAAAACUCUGCUAAACGUUUACUGUAAUGUUCCAUCUCUUGUUUCCGCAGCUGAGAUAAUGGUAACGAAGUAGCCCUGAACAACACAAUACGGGGAACGCCUUUGUACGCAAAGCCUCUUAACACUUGGAUAUUUAUUAGCAUUUAAUAUUAUUUCUCAUGAUUUUUCUUGCUGCAGUUGGGUUUUGUUACAGUGCAAGCUAGAAACUGCCUUGUCGAUGACUUGUAAUGCUCCUUUUUAAAUGUUUUACUGAAGUUUCUAAUGUAAUACUGGAUUCCAGCAAACAUCUGGAAAUGUCUGAACUGUGGUGUGUUUAAUGUGUGAAACCACAAAUGGGAACAAAAGAUGUCCAGUGUUUGUAACUACAUAUUUUGUGGUAUUGAUUUAAUGUGUUGCCAUGUUGCUCUGUCUGCUAUAAAAACUAAUUUGUAAUGAGAUAGCAGUGACAGGACCCAGCCGCCAAUUGUUUAAAUAUGGUGACAGAUAUUUAAAAUGGUGACACUUACAUUUGGUACAACAGACUCAGUUCACCCACAGGGGAACAGACAUGUUGAGAAUAUUAGUGUUAGUGUGUAGGUUUAAAGGCCGUAGGGUUAUUCUAAAGACAAAUAACAGGUGUGUGCAUUUCAUUCUGGUACUGUGUCAUUCUUAUCUUGUUCAUGUUUUCAUGCUGUGUAUGAAAUUACAUUCCAUGUGUCUUUGAUCAUGCUCUUUUCCAUCAUGUGAUGUUUGGGAAUUAAACACAAAUGUUGAAACAA
Molecule: messenger RNA, 3931 nt
Organism: Hippoglossus stenolepis (Pacific halibut)
Lineage: Eukaryota; Metazoa; Chordata; Actinopteri; Pleuronectiformes; Pleuronectidae
Product: proton myo-inositol cotransporter
Exons: 11
Coding region: 109-1926 (605 amino acids)
Biological process (GO): transmembrane transport
Cellular component (GO): membrane
Molecular function (GO): myo-inositol:proton symporter activity
Source: RefSeq, a predicted model, not a curated record